Molecule: messenger RNA, 939 nt
Organism: Capra hircus (goat)
Lineage: Eukaryota; Metazoa; Chordata; Mammalia; Artiodactyla; Bovidae
Product: olfactory receptor 2A12-like
Exons: 1
Coding region: 1-939 (312 amino acids)
Biological process (GO): G protein-coupled receptor signaling pathway
Cellular component (GO): membrane
Molecular function (GO): G protein-coupled receptor activity; olfactory receptor activity
Source: RefSeq, a predicted model, not a curated record
AUGCAAGAGACUAAUCAGUCUUCUGUGACUGAAUUCAUCCUUCUGGGUUUCUCCUUCAGCCCCAAAACCACUCCUCUAUUUUUCUCAGCCUUCCUGACAACCUACUUGUUGAUCAUUCUGGGCAAUGGUGUAAUCAUCAUCCUCAUCUCCCUGGACUCACACCUCCACACACCCAUGUACUUCUUCAUCGUCACCCUUUCCAUGUUAGAUCUGGGCUAUACCACCACAACUAUGCCCCAGAUGUUGGCACAUCUGGCAAGCCAGAAAAAGACUAUCUCUUUUGCCAGCUGUGUGGCCCAAAUGUACAUUUUCUUGGUGUUAGGCAUUACUGAGUCCUGGCUCUUUGCCAUCAUGUCUAUAGACAGGUAUGUGGCCAUCUGCCACCCACUCAGGUACAAGGUCGUCAUGAGCCCAUGGCUGUGUAGGGUAAUGGUCUUGUUCUGUGGACUCUGGGGUGUCGCCUCUGCUCUUGUCUACACUGUUUUUGCCAUGCGUCUGCCCUACUGUGGUCCCAACAAGAUCAACCACUUCUUCUGUGAAGUCCCUGCUGUCUUGAAGCUGGCCUGUGCAGACACCUCAGUCAACGACCAGGUAGACUUCAUUCUUGGUUUUAGUGUCAUCCUGGUCCCACUUUCUCUCAUCCUCAUCAUUUACAUCAAUAUCUUCAUUGCCAUCUUAAGGAUUCGCUCAGCCCAGGGGCGGCUGAAGGCCUUCUCCACCUGUGCUUCCCACAUCACUGUGGUCACCACGUUCUGUGUGCCAGCCAUGGUCAUGUACAUGAAGCCUGGCUCAGAGGCCUCCCCAGAAGAGGACAAGAAGCUGGCCCUGUUCUACAAUGUCAUCUCUGCCUUCCUCAACCCCAUCAUCUACAGCCUCCGGAACAAGGAUGUGAAGAGGGCUUUCCUCAAGGUGAUGGGCUGGGGCAGGGCCCCAGAAUGA